This is a messenger RNA of Plutella xylostella (diamondback moth), 1081 nucleotides long. RefSeq lists its product as uncharacterized. Lineage: Eukaryota; Metazoa; Arthropoda; Insecta; Lepidoptera; Plutellidae. The record is from RefSeq and is a predicted model, not a curated record.
GUGAGCCGAUGUCUGUGAUCAAGAAUCCUUUAAAUUUUGGAAAAGAAUCUAUUAACGAAAUAACCAAAUUAGAACAUCAAAAAGUAAGUCCAUCAGCCGGAAGCACCACUGAAUUCAAUGCCAAUGCAAUCGAGAGACUUAACUUUCUUCUGCAAGAUCGUGUCUCCAAGCCUGAACUAGAACACUCUACUGAAGACGACAUGGAUGACUCAAAAAGAGAAAAACUUUUUGAUUUAUUAGUAGUUCAAUUAAAAUCUCUGUGUUGCAAAAGUAACAAAAAUAAACGGUUUAAAAUAGACCACGAUAAACCGUUCGUUAAAAAGGCAGAGAGCCAUACGGGGUUACCAAAUGAGCACAUGUUUCUCAUAUUGAAUGACGAAGUAAAUACAAACGCCACUGAUGAGAUUAUAUCUGUUGAUCCUGAUAGUUUACAGAAGAACAGCAGUGUCUUGUUAUUAGGUCCUAUAAAAUCGCCGUUAUCGGACAGUCAGCUUCAAGUUGUGAUGAAUCGAAUUUCUAACGAACUGAAGAAGCCUGACUACGUUCCAAUUUUAAAUCAAUUAGCAAGUGGUCAAUUUACUGAUAAUAAUAAUAAUUUUAAAUUGCUAAAACAUUUAGUGGCUGGACCUCAGACGAGGAGAUAUAUCAAACCCCACCGAUGCAACGGCCAGUCCAUGAUGACGAAGGUGUAUGGCGGACCUAAAUGGCUUAUCUGUACCGGAUACUUAGAUUUAAAUACACCUAGUAUAUACGAUUAGUUACAAACACGGGAUCUCGAUGAAUUUACAACCGAUUUACCAUAUAAAUAUUGUAUAAAAUUAUACCUAAAUCCUAUUACGGACAACCAAAAUCAAUUUAUUUUUGAAAACCCGUUUGUAAUAUCACCGUCUACGUUUCAAUGCUCCCGCAUGCGAGCAACCCCUUUUCGUUACACAUAUUUUUAACUAACGAGAUUUAUAACUGGUGCAAAGAUUAUUUGGUUCAACAAUAUGGUCUAAUGGUCAUGUGCUGCAUAGAGAAAAUAAACUACGAAUGUGCUGCUGUGAUGAUGAUGAUGAUCUAAAUAAUGUUCUUCAGAAUA